Engraulis encrasicolus (European anchovy) is the source of this 589-nucleotide messenger RNA. RefSeq names its product low-density lipoprotein receptor-like. The record is from RefSeq and is a predicted model, not a curated record. NCBI's taxonomy places the organism in Eukaryota, Metazoa, Chordata, Actinopteri, Clupeiformes, Engraulidae. Gene Ontology annotation, molecular function: low-density lipoprotein particle receptor activity; protein binding; lipoprotein particle binding. The transcript has 2 exons. Bases 1 to 504 code for a protein of 167 amino acids. Gene Ontology annotation, biological process: receptor-mediated endocytosis involved in cholesterol transport; cholesterol homeostasis. Gene Ontology annotation, cellular component: plasma membrane; early endosome.
AUGCAGCACAUUGAACAUGACAAGGCGCUUGGUUCAUUAACAUUAGAUGACUCUUUCUUCCCUACAGCCUCAAAGACGUGUGCCGGUUUCACCUGUGGCAGUGGCGAGUGUGUGCCGCUGUCCUUCGUGUGCGACCGGAAAGCCGACUGUGACGAUGGCAGUGAUGAGGCUUCCUGUCCAGCGCCCACCUGCAGCCCCGGCACCUUCCAGUGCAACGACACCAGCUGUGUGCCAGGGCUGUGGGUGUGCGACUUCGACGCUGACUGCCUGGACGGGUCAGACGAGUGGCCGCAGAACUGCCCUGGCACCAAGGCACCCUGCUCAGCACUGGAGUUCACUUGCAGCAAUGGCCAGUGCAUCCCUGGAGGAUGGAGAUGUGACGGCGACAAAGACUGCAUGGACGGCUCUGAUGAAGUCAACUGCAGUAAUGAUCAGAUAUCUCUCCUUUCAUCUCUGCAGUUCAUGAAGGAACAGAAGAAAAAAGGAGAAGACAGAUCAGAAUAGUCAAGUCAAUGUGUGGGCGUCCCCAGGCGCUGGGGGAGGUGGAGGUGGAGGCCCUCCAGAGGGUGUACGAGCCCGGGGAGGAGGC